Messenger RNA from Vitis riparia (riverbank grape), 3098 nucleotides. RefSeq names its product DNA topoisomerase 3-alpha. The transcript has 25 exons. NCBI's taxonomy places the organism in Eukaryota, Viridiplantae, Streptophyta, Magnoliopsida, Vitales, Vitaceae. The record is from RefSeq and is a predicted model, not a curated record. Gene Ontology annotation, cellular component: chromosome; nucleus. Gene Ontology annotation, molecular function: zinc ion binding; DNA topoisomerase type I (single strand cut, ATP-independent) activity; DNA binding. The coding region runs from base 142 to 2901 and encodes 919 amino acids. Gene Ontology annotation, biological process: DNA topological change.
UUUGAUGGAUGCAAAUUUAAUUUCUCAAUUCGUAAUUUAGAGAGGUAUGAUAACCUCGGUGGGUGUAAUUAUAAAUUUUCCUUGAGAAACGUCCCUCUCAAAUCAAAACGGCGGGAAAAUUGGAGGGCGAGCAUAGGCAGCAUGAAGGUGCUGAACGUGGCGGAGAAGCCGUCGGUGGCGAAGGCGGUGGCGACCAUACUGUCAAGGAAUCAAGGGCUAAGGGUGAGGGAAGGAAGGUCCCGCUACAACAAGCUCUUCGAGUUCAAUUAUUCCAUUCGCGGCCAACACUGCCAAAUGGUGGUCACCUCCGUCAUUGGCCACCUCAUGGAGCUCGAGUUCGAAGACCGCUUCCGCAAGUGGCACUCCUGUGACCCUGCCCACCUCUACCACGCUCCUGUCCGCAAGUUCGUCCCCGAGGACAAAUUGGAUAUCAAGAGGACCUUGGAGGAGGAAGCUAGGAAGUGCCAGUGGCUUGUGUUGUGGCUCGAUUGUGAUAGAGAGGGAGAAAACAUUGCAUUUGAAGUGCUUGAGGUUUGCACACAGGUGAAUCGUCAUAUCGAUGUGUGGAGGGCUCGUUUCUCUGCUUUAAUUGACAGGGAAAUCCAUGAAUCUGUGCAGAAUCUUGUUCGACCUAAUCAAUUGUUUGCUGAUGCAGUGGAUGUUAGGCAAGAAAUAGAUCUUCGGAUUGGUGCUUCUUUCACUAGGUUUCAGACCAUGCUGUUGAGAGAUGCCUUUGUUCUUGAUUUUGCUGCUGAUGAUAGAAAUCUUGUUCUAAGUUACGGUCCUUGUCAGUUCCCUACGCUUGGCUUUGUUGUUGAAAGGUAUUGGGAGAUACAGUCACAUGAGCCUGAAGAGUUCUGGACAAUUAACUGUUCUCACAAAUCAGAUGAAGGCACUUCUACUUUCAAUUGGAUGCGUGGACAUCUAUUUGAUUAUACUUGUGCUGUUAUAAUAUAUGAGAUGUGCAUUCAGGAACCUACUGCAACUGUCACAAAAGUUAGACAUCAGGAGAAGCUGAAGUAUCCUCCACAUCCUUUAAAUACUAUUGAGCUUGAAAAGCGUGCAUCAAGAUACUUCCACAUGAGUUCUGAACGCACCAUGAAGGUGGCGGAGGAUCUGUACCAAGCUGGUUUCAUCAGCUAUCCUCGCACAGAGACUGAUUGCUUUUCCGAGAGAACUGAUUUGCAUGGAAUUGUGCAAGAACAACUUGGGCAUCCCAUAUGGGGCUCCUAUGCACAACGGUUGUUGGACCCUGGGGCAGGACUCUGGAGAAACCCUGGUGAUGGUGGCCAUGAUGAUAAAGCCCACCCACCCAUUCACCCAACAAAAUUCUCUGCUGGAGAAUCUGGAUGGAGUCAAGACCACCAGAGAUUGUAUGAGUUGGUUGUUCGCCAUUUCUUGGCAUGCGUUUCACAGCCAGCUGUAGGUGCUGAGACAAUUGUUGAAAUUGAUAUUGCCGGUGAAUCAUUUUCUUCAUCAGGGAGAGUGAUAAUAGCUAAAAAUUACCUAGAUGUUUACCGGUUUGAAUCAUGGGGAGGCUCUAUGAUCCCAACAUAUGUCUUUGGACAACAGUUUAUUCCAACAACAUUGACUCUUGAUUCUGGAGUUACUAGACCACCCCCACUUUUAAGUGAAGCUGAUUUGCUAAACUGCAUGGACAAGGCUGGCAUUGGUACAGAUGCAACAAUGCAUGAUCACAUAAAAAAGCUGCUGGAUCGGUUUUAUGCAACUAAGGACUCAAAUACUCGUUUCUCACCAACAAAUCUUGGUGAAGCGCUGGUAAUGGGUUAUGAUGACAUGGGGUAUGAACUCUGGAAACCAUAUCUUAGAUCAAUGAUGGAAUGUGACAUGAAAGCAGUCAGUAUAGGCACAAAAAGGAGAAAUGAAGUUUUAACAACUUGCUUGGAGCAGAUGAAAGCUUGCUUUUUAGAUGCAAGGCUGAACAAAGUAAAACUCUUAGAAGCCAUGGCACUUUUCUUUGAGAGAUCUAAUAGAUCUAGUGGGGAUGAGCAGCAUGAAGUUGGAGAUGUUGUUCGACAAUGCACUCUUUGCCAGGAAUCAGAUAUGGUACUGAGGCGAAAACCAGAUGGCAAUUUCAUGGUUGGAUGCUUGGGUUAUCCACAGUGUAGGAAUGUUGUCUGGCUUCCUGGAUCCAUAUCAGAAGCAGCCGUUACCACUAUUUCUUGUAACCAUUGUACUCCAGGUCCGGUUUACAAGAUUCAAUUUAAGUUUCGCCGGCUAGAAAUUCCACCAAAUUACAAUAUCGAUCAUUUGGGUUGUGUUUGUGGCUGUGAUGAGAUUCUUAGACAGUUGACAGAAAUUUGCGGAACUGGCUCCCGCAUUUGUUCUACUGUACCAGCAGCAAGAGGGCGAGGAUCAAAUGCAUCUUCCACCAAUGCACAACGAAGUAAUACUAGGCAGACUGCUUGCAUUCACUGCAGCCAAACAGGGCAUUCUUCAAAUGAUUGCCCUUCUCGGGUUCCGCGCUCUCGGAAUUCUCAGUCUCAUCGAACAAAUAUGCCAAGCGGAGAAUCUUCAAUUCCAUGUAAUGUAUGUGGAACACCUUGCAUAUUGCGGACUGCCAACACUGAAAAUAACAGGGGAAGAAAGUUCUACUCAUGUCAAUCUCAGGAGUGCAACUUCUUUGUAUGGGAGGAUAGCCUCAACAGCAGCAGUGGGGGAAGAAGUGCUCAACCUGCAACUGCCAGGAGCUCAGCAUCUAAUCCCAGCAGGAGGGGUGGCCGAGGCAGAGGUGACCGUGGCAGGGGUCGUCAGAGUGGAGCACGCACCAGCGACACCACUUUCGUGUCAGCAACUGGUGAUCCUGUAUCUGGUAGAAGAUGUUUCGUUUGUGGAGAUCCAUCACAUUUUGCAAAUGUCUGCCCAAAUCGAGGAAUGUGACUGAAGAAGCUCUUCAUUUUGGUAUCAUCUUUCUAGACUGGUGGCAGCUUCUGAUGUAGGGGAGAAGAGAUUUUUGGUGCCUCUUACCCAUGCGGUUCUUGCACCUAAACUUGUAAAUACUUCAAUGUUUUGUUCGAUUUAUUGCCAAAAACGGUUCAUAUAUAUAAAAACAUAGAGUCAAAUUAUGCUGGACUUAA